Molecule: messenger RNA, 3523 nt
Organism: Oncorhynchus mykiss (rainbow trout)
Lineage: Eukaryota; Metazoa; Chordata; Actinopteri; Salmoniformes; Salmonidae
Biological process (GO): centrosome cycle; positive regulation of microtubule nucleation; regulation of Golgi organization
Cellular component (GO): centrosome; Golgi apparatus
Molecular function (GO): molecular adaptor activity
Source: RefSeq, a predicted model, not a curated record
UUGUAUUUCUUUUUAACCAUGUGGUCAUUGGUAAAGUCAUGAAUGGUUUUACAACGUUUAGAUGGGACCCGGUUUACUUCACCGAGGAUGCCACCGGGUUUCAAGUUUGCGUUUAAUACUUCCCAACUUUAUCGGGUUUAGAGCGCGAAACCAGAUUUAACUUCUAGAGACAGAUAAGCCGUACUCAUCAAAACGCUUUACGCAUGCAGAUGGUCUAAAAGUGGAGAUACAGAAAACCUGUGAUUUUGGCAAACUCUAAAGGACGAAAUUAUUUUGAAUAUUGAAGAUCAUUCUGUGGACAUCAGGGGAUUUUCUAGCCCUUCCGUCUACUAUGUCCUCCAGAGGCAAAGGUGAGGGGUGUCUGGUGUGUGGGGGUGACCUGCACGGUAACCAACGGCGAUGGCUCUUUGGGCGACAGAACAAGAAAGAUGGUCAGCCUCAGACCCCAUCAGACUCACCGGGUAGAGGAAGUCUCUCCAGGUCUUCUCAAAGCAGCCCCUGGGGUAGCACCAUGUCCCUUGGCUCCACAACGUCUCUCUCCUCACUGUCCUCACCCGCUAAAGCAAUGGACCUACUCUCUGUGCUGACACACAUACUAGGCCAGCCAGUACCACGGGGCAGUGGGCGGGGGGAGUUCUUGUGUGGCAAAUGCGUUUCAGUUCUAGAGCGGGUUUUCAAGUUUGACUCUGUCAUUUCCAGAGUGAGGGUCUUAUCCUCUGAGAGGAUUCAGAAGUUGACCCAGGAGAGGGACAAGGUCAGGCAGUGGGUACGUAGCGCUUACCGCCAGCGACACCCUCAGGAUUUCAGGAUGAGGAGCAGCACUAGUGAGGGGGAUGGUGAGGGAAUGGGAGACAGAGAGGGUUACAAUGAAAUGUUGAAGGAGAACAUGGCCUUGUCAGAGUAUGAGUGCUGGUCUGAGAAAUGGGACGCAUGUCCAUACUUCAGGAGAACGGGGAAAAGAUGCACAAAGGGGAAAAAUUGUGAAGGAUGUGAUUCUCUGAGGGUGUCCGAUUCCGCCUAUGAGUCAGUUUGUGGGGUUCCCCGCCGCCUACCCUUCCAACCCUUUCCCCCCUUGGCCCUAUCGAGGAACAAGUCGCAGAGCAUGCCUCUUCAUUGGUCAAGAGUGCCGUCGCUAAGCUCUAGCCCAGCGUCAUUGGCUGGAUCCACUCUCUCCUUACGAGCGUCCUCUCGCACUGAGUCCAUCCAAUCACUGGAUUCACUGGAUUGCCGUGAUCCAUUUGACUUUCCAGGUGAUUUGUCACUCCUGGUCCUCAGAGAGUUGAAAGGUAUUGAAGGAAAGCCUGUCAAUUCACCUUCGGGGAGUAAGAUUCCCGUUUUGGGAAAGAGGGAAGGGCGAUAUUCAGGAGAGGUAGGUGAGACAUCCCCCCCUGAGGUAACAAGGGUGCUGAAUUUUGGAGAGCGGGAGAAUGGAGGAGAGGAAGUUGCUGGAGAGUCCAAUGACGUUUUGACUGAAUUGAGGGACGAGUUUAUUCCACUACACAGAGAGAGCAAUACAGGUCGAGUGCACCUUGCAGUCAGACAGUUGAGAGGACAGCUUGAUCAAGCUAUGGCACGCAUCAAGACCCUUGAAACUGAGCUUAAACACGGGACCAAAACCAAACCAGAUACCAAUGUCUGUGGACCAAAGGAUUGGAUUAAGUUGCCGCAGAAGGACGGUGGAAACUUGCUUCUGCAGAGUUUGGGGCAUUCGCUGCACAGCAGAGACCGAGUUAUCCAGGACUGCAUGUGUCUGAUCAGGAAGAUGUGUGUUGAGGUGGGGACAGAUGCGGCUGACAGACUGACACAAGCACUCACUGACAAUCUGAAACAAACUCUCUCCGACAAUAAGCAAGCCCUUGAGGCUCUGCGCUCAGAGAUGAGUGAGAAGGAGAAGAGGAUGGAGAGCGAGCAGGAGGCACUGCAGAAGGCUGGGAGAGACCGGGAGAAAGACCUCUCCACACUCAACACUGUACUCCAAUGUAACCAGUACAUCAUCAAUGAACUGAGGGUGGAGCUGGUUGAGAAGGAGCGAGUGCAGCGGGAGGUGCAGAAGGAGAAGGAAGUGUGGAGACAGCGGGACCUGGCCCUCAAAGCAGUCCUACAGGAGAAAGAGUCACUUCUCCUCUGCCUGAAGGAGGCGCUAGAGAGCUCUCAGAAAGACAUGCAGGCACUUUCGGACUCUGUGAUUAGCCAAGGGGUGUCAGGAGGUGGGGCAGUGGGGGCUCUGGCCUCUCAGCUGGAGGAGAAGGAGAGCCUGGUGAUAGCCUGGCUUCAGGACAGAGAGGAGCACAGCGCCACCAUGUGCCGGGAGGUCUCCAAACUCACCACCGCCCUUCAGGACUAUCAGGGCAUAGUGCAGGAGCAACAGCAAAAUCAUAGUCAGACGGUGUCAUCGCUGUCAAAGCAACUCAGCGACACACUCAACGACCUGAGGGAGAGCGGGAAGGGGAACAAGGAGGCACAGCGAGCCUGGCGGAGCGAAAAGGAGGACAAAGAGCGGGAGGAGAGGAAAUUGAGGGAGAGCCUGGAGAAGAGAGACAAACUCAUUGAGCAAGUUCUCCUGGAUUCCGAGGAACGGGAUCAUCUACUCAAAGAACUUCAACAGAACCUGCUGAACAAAUUUGAACCCGUGAUUGCUGUCAAACACACAUUAUGAAAAAUACAAAGAUAGUGAGAGAGCAAAACAUGUGGAACCAUGAAGGUACAAUGCACAUUUUGUAUAGAUGAGUUGCAUGAACCAGCACUUUCUUGCACCACAUGUAGUUUACUACUAACUACAAUUAUAUGUAGGCCUAUUGAAAAGGUUGUGUUUUGCACAUUUGCAGUAGUUGAUCUUCCCUUGGCAGGCAAGCCUUGGUUUUUGUGUUAAAACAAUUUAUGUCCUUUACAAAACUGGAUAUUUGUCAAUAAUGAUAAUGUUAUUGCUCCAUUUUGGCAUCAUUCUUAUUUGUGUAUUCAUAUUCACUGAUUUAAUUGAUGAAUUAUGCUAGUAAUGUGUCAUGAGAUUUGUUAAUGUGUCCUUCAGGGCAUAGUGUAGUGCAACCUAAUUGAUAAAUGCUAUUAGAAGGGGGAUUAUUAUUGUGUUGAAUUUGGACCGCUUGAAGUUGCAGUUUUCCAAAAGCUUUAUUUAUUGGUCUCAUACUGUAAGUUCUGUAUUAUUAUUUUUUCUGAAUGUGCCAUUUUGGUUAUUUUAUUCAUUCUGCCAUUUUCUUUACACAUUAGCUUACAUCAUACUGCUUGGUAUUUUGAUUGUCAUGAAAGGGUUCAUAUUUUUGACCCCAAAAUAUUUAUUUUGACUUUUUGGGGGGUUUAAUUUUACUACAGAAUGGUUUGAUACAUUUAUUUUUGGAAAAGGUUUCUAAUUUUAUGUCUGUCUUGUUUUUAUGUUCUGUCUUUUAAUGUUCUGUUUCCUUUUUUUCAUUUUGUAUUGACCUACAGUCUGUCUUUUGGGGUUUUGCUACCAUGUUUUCAUUUUAAGUCUUUGUGAGAUUGAGAAAUAAACCUAACUUUUUGAUCAAAAUGA